Messenger RNA from Aricia agestis (brown argus), 1470 nucleotides. RefSeq names its product multiple inositol polyphosphate phosphatase 1-like. Gene Ontology annotation, molecular function: acid phosphatase activity; inositol phosphate phosphatase activity. The transcript has 7 exons. NCBI's taxonomy places the organism in Eukaryota, Metazoa, Arthropoda, Insecta, Lepidoptera, Lycaenidae. The coding region runs from base 39 to 1286 and encodes 415 amino acids. The record is from RefSeq and is a predicted model, not a curated record.
AUGGUUCCCCACUGCAUUCCAGUCAGUGUAGACACAGCAUGUGGCUGGUUUGGAUGUCCCUGAUCUCGCUCGUCGCCGGAGAAUGUUACUGGAGGAGCAAAAGUCACUACCUAUUCUACGGGAAUAAGACACCGUAUGACAUCGUCAGGGGCGAUAUUAGGGAAGUCCCACCGUUAGAAGGAUGCAGUCCUGCCAGUAUUUGGUUCAUGGUGCGCCACGGCACGAGAUUUCCUGACAAGAGAGAUCGUCACGCGCUUCGCGAAACAUCUAGGAUGAAGUAUCAAAUUAUACAGAGUCAUCUUCAAGGCAACGGCAGUAUGUGUGAGGAAGACAUCGAAGUUCUCAGGAGCUGGUCUUGGGACAAGAAACUCGUAGAUCUCACAUCAUUCCUGACGCUGGAAGGGUACAAGGAGCUGAUGUACUUCGGAAUGAGGUUCGGUGAGCGGUUUUCGGAGUUUCUGGACUCUCUGGACGACUACAGCGUGCAGGCGACGAAGGAACAACGCACCGCCAUGAGCGCAAGAGCCUUCCUCAGGGGAGUCAGAAAGAAUAAGCUGUGGGAUAUUAAACUGAAACGAGUCAAAGAUGAUAUGAUUAUUAGGCCUUACAGACAUUGCAAGAAGCGUGCAAUGGAAGCCCUUCGCUCAAAGAAGAUGAUGCAUGAGAUAGAAAAAUUCACCCUGUCGGAGGAAUUUCAAAUGAUGACUCAAAGAGUAAGACAUCGGACUGGUCUACUGCAUCUUACAGAAGAUGAUGUGAUAGACCUGUACAAUCUGUGCCGAUACCUUCGCUCCUUCGAGCCGGAUAAGACAAACCCCUGGUGCGCGAUAUUCAGAGACAAAGACCUAGAGGUCUUGGAAUAUGUUGAGGAUAUACGACAUUAUUAUGUAAACGGAUACGGAACAUCAAUGAACCCGAUUCUAGGUGCUUCUGGGUUGAAGAAUAUGUAUGAGAAGUUUGCAAUUGCUCACAACGGCACCAACACACUUAGUGCUUACUUCUCCCACGGCGCUAUGGUGGACAUGAUGUACACAGCCCUGGGGAUGUUCCAGUGGCCGAUCAGUGGCCUCAACCGUGACGUGAACAGGGUCUGGAGAAAAUCUUUCAUGACUCCCUUCGGGGGCACUUUAAUCGCGAUUCUGCAGAGAUGUGACGUCGGUCAAGACAAGGUACAGUUCUUUACUAAUGAGAAAGAGAUUUUCCCAUGUGGGAAACAUAUCUGUACGUGGAAAGAAUUUGAGAAGAAAUUCGAGCAAUAUUUAGACAAUGUUAUUGACUUUUGCUGAUAUUUAGCAAAAGUGAAAAAGACUGCUGUUGCUUUGAUUCGAUAUUCAAGACUCAACAAGCACACGAUAUUAAGAACGAAUAAAGAAACUGAACAACAUUUUAAAGGCAGGUGCUGUGUACAACUGUACAUAUAAUAAUGUGCGUUAGAUAUACUAAUAGUGCAAUAAAAAUUAUCGAAUUUAU